This is a messenger RNA of Ornithorhynchus anatinus (platypus), 930 nucleotides long. Its product is annotated as vomeronasal 1 receptor ornAnaV1R3254. The record is from RefSeq and is marked inferred. Lineage: Eukaryota; Metazoa; Chordata; Mammalia; Monotremata; Ornithorhynchidae. The transcript has a single exon. Gene Ontology annotation, cellular component: membrane. Bases 1 to 930 code for a protein of 309 amino acids. Gene Ontology annotation, molecular function: pheromone receptor activity. Gene Ontology annotation, biological process: G protein-coupled receptor signaling pathway.
AUGGGCACCCUUGACAUUUCCUUUGGGAUUGCGAUGCUCCUACAGAUCAGCAUCGGGGCUUCAGUGAAUGUCUUCCUUCUCCUGUUUUAUAUCUAUGUGGUCUCCAUCAGCCACAAGUUCAGCUCUUCAGACUUGAUCUUUGCCCACCUGGCCUUGGCCAACACCAUCAUCCUUCUCACCAAUGGAAUCCCGGAGACCAUGUCGGCCUGGGGACUGAGGAAUUUCUUAGAUGAUGCCGAAUGUAAAAUCGUCAUGUACCUUUACCGAGUGGCCCGGGGCCUGGCUAUCUGCACCACCUGCCUUCUGAGCGUCUUCCAGGCUGUCACCAUCAGUCCUGGCACCACCCGCUGGGCUGGAGUCAAAUCCAUAUUACCCAAGUGCAUCAUCCCCUCCUGUGUCCUUUUCUGGGUCCUCGGUCUGCUGAUCGACGUUAAUGCGGUGAUAUACGUGACAGGCCCUCGGAACAGCACCAGUGUGCACGUCACGUUUGACCUUAAAUAUUGUGUGGUAACCUCUCUCAGUGCAGAAGCUGCCCUGGCAAACGCAGUUAUGGUCUCCUUCCGAGACCUGUUCUUUGUGGGGAUCAUGGGCGCGGCCAGCGGUUACAUGAUGUUUGUCCUGCACGGACACCACCGGCGGGUCCAGCACCUUCACAGGCCCAGCCACUCCCCCAGGGUGAUGCCCGAGGUCAGAGCGGCCAAGAGGGUCAUUGCCCUGGUGACGCUUUAUGUCAUCCUCUAUGGACGACAGUCAAUCAUGUUGAGUGUUUUACUAAAUAGGAAAGAGAAGUCUCCUCUCUUGGUAAAUAUCCACAUGGUGCUGUCAUUCACCUUCUCCACCCUCAGUCCAUUCCUGGUGAUUCACAGUGACUGGAGGAUGAGGACGUUUUGGAAAAGGGACUCUCCUAUCUCUCAGGUGGAUCCCUUGUAG